AUGGUCUGCCUGGCAGCAGCUGGAAUAGGCAUGCAUGCUAUGGAGCUCAUCAUGGCCAUUGGCGUACCACACCUCGGUGAAGUUGGCGGUACUCUUGGGGCUGCACUCUCUGCUGCCGCUGAGCAUGGCGCUGCUGAGGCCGCUCAGUUGGGCGAGAUCAGUAACUACCCUCUGGCUUUAUCAGCUGUUAUAUCUUCUAUAGUGAUAAAGGAAGGCCUCUUUCGAUGGACCGCCAAUGUAGGGAAGGAGGCCAACUCCUCAGUGGUGGUCGCCAAUGCCUACCAUCACCGCUCGGAUGCCCUCUCCUCGAUCGUAGCCCUUGUGGGCAUCUCGCUGUCGAGCCUGACGAGCCUCGCUGACCCCAUGGCCGGCCUGGUCGUGGCUGCCAUGGUCGGUAAGGUAGGGGUCUCUCUAACCUGGGAUGCUGUGGUGGAGCUUCUCGACAGACGUGUGGCCCAUGAGGGCAUCCUUAAUGACGUUCGAAAAGUCGCCCUGUCGUCCUCCCCGGACAUCAUUGACAUACGCCACCUCCGUGCCAGGAGAGCCGGCCCUUAUAUGAUGGUGGACCUCCAGAUGCUGGUCCCCGAGUCUAUGACCGUCUCGGCAGCUUAUCAGGCGGCCCUUACCCUACGGAAGGCGGUCAUUCAGGCUGACCCUCGAAUUGCAGAAAUGAUGGUAAAUCUGGCCCCAGCUACAACGGAGGAGAUCUCACGUGAGGAGGUGGGGUCGGAGCAAGAGGCCGAGUCCAGGAGUCUGUCAGCGUCCAGGAUUGAAAAGGAAGUUCGAUCCAGACUGGCAGGGUACCUCCCCGUGAGGGAAGUUAUUGUACAUUUUUCGAAUACUGGAGACUCCGACGUUUCCGCCCGAGCGGACAUCUCUAUAGGCUUGCAGUCUACUACGACCUCAACCACUCGGCAUCUCAACGGCUUGGCAGAUGCUCGAGAGGCUGCUGAUGAUGUUAGGGAGAGGUUAGUUGGAGUGAAGGGAUUGGACUCAGCUGCUGUGAAUGUCCGAUUGGACCUCGGCGAUGGAUGUUCUAUGCUGAUGCAGCAGAACUCAAGACUUUCACGACGGUCCAGUCGCGAGCAAAAUCAUCAUACAGUGGAAAGUCGCUGCCAGUAA
Molecule: messenger RNA, 1122 nt
Organism: Perkinsus marinus ATCC 50983
Lineage: Eukaryota; Perkinsozoa; Perkinsida; Perkinsidae
Product: Metal tolerance protein C1, putative
Exons: 1
Coding region: 1-1122 (373 amino acids)
Biological process (GO): monoatomic cation transport; transmembrane transport
Cellular component (GO): membrane
Molecular function (GO): monoatomic cation transmembrane transporter activity
Source: RefSeq, a predicted model, not a curated record